UUCUGUACUUGGCACGAAUUCAAGAUUACGGUUGAGCUCUUCUAUAAGAACGCUAUGUGAAGUCCCGCGCCUCUGGAUAAGGCCACCGGAUUUUCUAAUCUACAGCAACAUCCGUCAGCGUUCGAGAACCCCCCCCCCCCCCCUCCACCCCCUUACCUAAAACGUAUAAAAGGGAGCUCCGUGGUAUUCGCAACCAGUGAUUCAGUACUCGUGUAUCCCGGAUUUGUAUCACCAUAGACGCUUUAUAUUCAUAAACUAGUCUAAUAUAAAAUUACUCUCGCGCUUUAAUAAGCUUCUGAAGAGGGGCGGCUGAUACUGGUGCAACAGCUAGAAAAAGGAACCAUCGAGGAUUGAUUGGUGCUAAGAAGUCCAUUUUCUUCCGAUGAAAGGGUACAAGACAUCAGCGGCGUAUUCAAGGAUGAAGCGGCCGGUGAUGAUGCUAGUCGGCUUCUUAUUAGCCGCAACGACCGUCACAUCUUCCUCAACGGAAGACAACCUCGUGGACACUGUGGAAGAAAGCUCUCAGUCUCGACCGUGGUUCACAAACCCCCAGCGAAUGCAGAACAUCAUGAAAGUGCAGCCCAUCGGAACGGCCGUGAGACUCAACUGCCACGCGAGGGGCAACCCGACACCCAGGGUAUCGUGGUUUAAAGACGGUAGACCGGUGGUUCAACAGGCCAACAGUCCGACCUCCAGACCGGCAGACCAGUUUACGCUUUAUCUGGUACGUCUCACCAAGAACGACAGCGGCGAGUACACGUGCGUUGUGGCCAACCACUUGGGCUCCGUCGAAUGGACGUAUCAUCUAGACGUCUACGAACGCUUCAAACCGACGCCGACCGUCGUCUGCCAAGACCGCAACCGAACCGUUAUUGAGGGCGAAGAUGUGGUGGUCCGUUGCGAGGUUUACAGCUACCUGACGGCCUUCGUUCGGUGGAUCAAGCACUACCACGUGAACGGCACUUACUUCGACAAAAACGGGGCACCGUACGCAAAGCUGAUCAAAGAUGCAGCAGCGGCGGACGUUCGUGAACCAUUCACGCUGACGUUGAACAACAUCACGUUGAACGACGCCGGAUUCUACACGCUUCUCGCCGGCUCGCCAUCGGGAGCGUCUCAUCAGACCGUCGCCGUGCGCGUGAAUCCGAAGCCGUUCCCGGGCUACAGAUGAAGAGCUGCGCACUCACAAACGUUCCUGAGCGUGUAUGUGCGCUGAACCGCGACGCACUCGGAGUAGCGCUCAUUGGUUGGCUUUUAUUCAACUUAGCUAAUAGGAAGAGA
This is a messenger RNA of Ixodes scapularis (black-legged tick), 1281 nucleotides long. Its product is annotated as fibroblast growth factor receptor 3-like. The record is from RefSeq and is a predicted model, not a curated record. NCBI's taxonomy places the organism in Eukaryota, Metazoa, Arthropoda, Arachnida, Ixodida, Ixodidae. The transcript has a single exon. Gene Ontology annotation, molecular function: fibroblast growth factor receptor activity; fibroblast growth factor binding. Bases 383 to 1171 code for a protein of 262 amino acids. Gene Ontology annotation, cellular component: plasma membrane.